UUCACUGAGCUGGCGAGUAUGUUGUGAAGAACACUAAGUACAGACAGACCUAGAGCUCCUUCCUUCCUAGUUAGUUAGCCAGCGACUUUACUAUGUUGACUAACUUCAUCAAUGCAAGGUGGCUCACCCCACAGCAUGUUAUUGCAACGUGAACUGUUUUCUUUUGAAUGAAAGCAGCACAAUCCACUUAACAAUUCUUGGUGACUGUGUGUAAAGCCUUCCUAUUGGCCCGCUCUCUGUGAUCCUCCCCCCCAGCCAGUCAUGCUGCUGCCCCUGCUCCUGCGGGAGUGCUGUUCCAGGCACGGCCUGCAGGUGGCGACCAGCGUCCGUUCCUGCAUCCGGACCCCAGGCUGGAGAGAGCUGCACUCGCUCCAGGGUCCCUCUCUCCCGCGCAGGCAGGGCCGCGGACCGCUCGACUCGCUUACGGAGGCGUUCCUGCAGCGGCGGGCGCCGUCGCGUCUGCACCUCCAGAGCCGCGGCGCCAAGUCCAGGAAGAACUACCGGCAGACACAGGAAGAAGAGUGGAGGCAGCGGAACAAGACGGUGCUGACGUACAUCGCGGCCGCUGGCGUGGGCAUGAUUGGCAUGGCAUACGCCGCCGUGCCACUCUACCGACUCUACUGCCAGGCGUCAGGAUUGGGUGGCACGGCGGUGGCGGGCCAUAACACGGAGCAGGUGGGCACUAUGACCCCCAUACAGGACCGGGUCAUCAAGGUGACCUUCAACGCAGACACACACGCCAGCAUGCAGUGGAACUUCCGCCCGCAACAGACAGAGAUUUACGUGGUGCCUGGAGAGACAGCUCUGGCCUUCUACAAAGCGUACAACCCCACAGAUAAGCCCGUCAUCGGGAUCUCCACAUACAAUGUGGUGCCAUUCGACGCUGGACAAUACUUCAACAAAAUACAGUGUUUCUGCUUUGAGGAGCAGAUCUUGAACCCCAAAGAGGAAGUGGACAUGCCCGUGUUCUUCUACAUCGACCCGGAGUUCGACGAGGACCCGCGUAUGGCGCGCGUCGACACCAUCACACUCUCCUACACCUUCUUCGAGGCGAAGGAGGGGCAGCAGUUACCUCUGCCGGGGUUCCGCCCUCUGACGGCCUGAAAGACUCUACGGCCCCCCCUAAUCAAUCACAGACUUUUCUUACGGUAUUUAAUGGAAGCAGGGGGAGGAGAGACACUGCUGUUGAGACCGUGGUGCUAUGGUCCACACCCUGAAAUUCUUUAUGCAACGCUUCCCCCUGGUGGCCUCUUUGUGUAACACUCAUGGUGUGCAGUUUGACUGAAAGCCCCAUGUGACAGAAGCAGAAACUCAGAGGGGAAGAAUAAAGUGAUUACAGCUCAGUGCUGGUAUCACAAACCGUUUCACUCUCAUGAGGUUGUUAUUUACCAAUCGCAACUCAAUGGCUCUCUACAGUGACUUAGUCGUGAGAGAAUAACACCUCAAUGACUGUGCAGAUCAGAUUGCUGUUGUGUUGACCAUAUCUGUAAUCAUGUACAGAAGAAGAAUUGUUAGUGUAAUAGCUUCUACUUCAGUUCUUAAAUCAAUUACAUUUGUCAUUUACUGUUGGCCCACUGGUGACAAAUAAAACGAAUUACCAUUCAAUUGUAUAAUCAGCUUGAUGUACAGAUACAGCAAUCUAAAAAUAAUUUGGAUGAAUGUUAUAAUAAAUAUAUUUAAAAUG
This is a messenger RNA of Sardina pilchardus (European sardine), 1684 nucleotides long. RefSeq names its product cytochrome c oxidase assembly protein COX11, mitochondrial (gene cox11). The record is from RefSeq and is a predicted model, not a curated record. The coding region runs from base 262 to 1104 and encodes 280 amino acids. Gene Ontology annotation, molecular function: copper ion binding; protein binding. Gene Ontology annotation, cellular component: mitochondrial inner membrane. The transcript has 6 exons. NCBI's taxonomy places the organism in Eukaryota, Metazoa, Chordata, Actinopteri, Clupeiformes, Clupeidae.